AUGUCUCGGCGAAGCUCUGGUUCGGAGGAUGAAGACACGUUGUUGGGCUCCAAGAGCGAGAGUCUCCCUCUCCAGCGGAUGGAGAAAAGGAGGAUAAAUCUCACUUUGAUACAUUUUGCCCUCGUUGCUUUGCUGAGUUCAGUGAUCUCCGUUGCAGUGAGCCUCGUUGUUUGGAAGGCCGUGCAGCCUAGAGAUGGUAUAAGAGAAGACGCCAAAUUUCUUCCCAAGCUGGACAUUCCUCCUCUUGGUCCAAUACACAAGGCUUUUAUGCCGGAGAGGGUAUAUGAUGACCCACGAACAGAAAAUGGCCAUGCGGCGUGGAUGAACCUAUUUCCAAAGGGGAAGGGAUACGUUUCAAUAAAGAAAAUAGAGGCCGCAGGUCCAGUGCCUGACUAUGUCCGAAGCACCAGCACAGAUGGCACCGGACGGUUUUCUGUCGCAGUAUUCCAUCAACUGCAUUGCCUGUAUCUACUCCAGUCCGACCUCUUCGAGGCCUUGGAAGCCAACAUCACCGAGCCACACUCACACACACUCCACUGCUUGGAUUAUCUCAGAGAGAGCAUCAUAUGCGCAUCCGACUCUACGCUGGAGCCAUUCAAACCGAGCUUUGACACUGUGGCACCCAGAAAGGGGGUGGAUGGGUAUGGGACUCCGCACCAGUGCCGAGACUUUGGGAAGUUGCGAAACUGGGCAGAAAGUUUUCGCUAUAAUGACAACCAGGGGUUCGAGACUUAUGAGGGGUGA
This is a messenger RNA of Trichoderma citrinoviride, 744 nucleotides long. RefSeq lists its product as hypothetical. The coding region runs from base 1 to 744 and encodes 247 amino acids. The transcript is spliced from 4 exons. The record is from RefSeq and is a predicted model, not a curated record. Lineage: Eukaryota; Fungi; Ascomycota; Sordariomycetes; Hypocreales; Hypocreaceae. Gene Ontology annotation, biological process: mycotoxin biosynthetic process.